Messenger RNA from Schistocerca gregaria, 501 nucleotides. RefSeq names its product translation initiation factor IF-2-like. Lineage: Eukaryota; Metazoa; Arthropoda; Insecta; Orthoptera; Acrididae. Bases 1 to 501 code for a protein of 166 amino acids. The record is from RefSeq and is a predicted model, not a curated record. The transcript has 2 exons.
AUGCCGGCCUCCAAUCCGCAGUUAUACACCAAGGAAUCCUCCGAGCGAGGCCGGGUCGCCGCCCGCGUUGCAUCCUCUGAAAGACAGAGGGCGCUUCGCAUUGUCCGGGCGCGGCCGGCGGAGCCGGGCGCAGCCGGGCCCGCGCCCGCCGCCAGCGUAGCCGCGAGAGCGGGCUGUCAGCCAGAGGCCGACCGCCCGCCCAGCGCCAGCCAGCAGCGCGCGCAUCGCCCGGCCGCACCCGGCCCCGCGCAGCGCAGCCGACACGGCAGCGCGCAAGCGCACAGCCCGACCGGCAGCCAAGACCCGCCACUACCCCGGCCAGCCGCGCCGCGCCCGGCUAGCGCCGGGCGUUCACGCGCGAGGCCGGGGCCACAGCAGGACCCGCCGCCAGCGAGCCGCGCGAAGCGCACCGCCGUGCGCACAAGUCCAGCAGUAGCGCGCCAACUCACGUCGACACACUCCGCUGCACGCGCACGCACUACGUACGAGCUUGGAUACUAG